Gregarina niphandrodes is the source of this 1923-nucleotide messenger RNA. Its product is annotated as putative transmembrane protein. NCBI's taxonomy places the organism in Eukaryota, Apicomplexa, Conoidasida, Eugregarinorida, Gregarinidae. The record is from RefSeq and is a predicted model, not a curated record. Bases 1 to 1923 code for a protein of 640 amino acids. The transcript has a single exon.
AUGCGAAGUAUCGAAGCCAAACAAACCACCACGGUGAAUGUUAGUGUAAUGAUGACGGGUGUAUCCCUAGCGGGUAUGUCCCUGUUGUUUGCGCUUCUUGCCCGUAAGGGAUCGGAGGAGUUGUCGAAUGGGUUAGAGAGUGCGAGUGGACGUGUCUUUAGUCUUAUAGGUGAUACGGAUUGGAAAUCAUCGGAAGGCGGGUUACGUGCUUCUGUGGUUCCCCAACAACAGUUAUAUGGCCCCUUUUGGUUUUGGGCGUAUGACAUUCUUCUGUAUGAUUGGAAUCAUAUGAUACCAGAAGAGGUAAGAAGAGAAUGGGAUGUACAAGGCAAUUGUCGAACAGUUACUAGUCUUGCCAGAGCCGCUGCUAAAAUAGGGCGGAAGAAAAUCUCAACCCUGUCGUAUUACGCAUCUCCACCAGAACAUGGAAGAGUAUUAUACACAGAAGAAUUGUUCGAAACCGUGGUUAACCGCCACUGCCAAUCAUGGUCAAGUAAUUUUGAUUUCGAGGAUUUUGCGAGAAACUUUCGACGUGCUUUAUCUUUCGGUAUGCGAGACUUACGUAUUGAUCGUGAGAGAAGUCUGGCAUUUCGAAAGGAAGAUAUUAACCAAGGAACAAAAUCGGGUUCGUGGCAGGAUUUAAAGGACCGUUUUUUCUAUCAUCUUUGCGACCAAACACGAUUAAAGAGGAUUCCGGUAGUGGAAAGGAUUCCGGUAGUGGAAAGGAUUCCUCUAGGGCUCCGACAAUGGGCCGAAGCAAUACGUCCUCCGAAAAGAGCCCCAUAUGUGAAGAAACGGUUGACGGCUAUGAAGCAUGGGGACAUCAUAUCGAAGCUGCCAAUCCACAAUUCGGAGCACUGUGUCGGCACAAUUUGGGGUAAUCGAAUCUCACAUCUUCCGUGCUAUUCAACCCGUCUGUACGGAGAGGUGGGAUCAGAUGUGAACUUGGAUUUGCCUCCUAUGCCCGAAUGCUGCACGGUCCGAAAGUACGAGGAAGCGGUCUGUAUGUUUUUCGAAGAUGAUAACAAUAAACGUAAACCUCAAGACAAGGAAGUUGACGAACUUGUGGACGAAAUCGCUGCGUUCGCUGGCACCACAAAAGACAGCGACAAAAUUACAUUGACCGAGAUAGUGAUUGACCACUUGCUGAAGUACUGGACACCGCCCUCAAGCAAGAUGUGCUCUGUCUCCCCUAGAGAGUCAGAGUCGUCAGAGGACCAGAUCUUUCUUUAUGGUACUCCUGUCCGAGACGUUCCUCGAGAAGGAUAUGAUCAAGAGCGUCCAGCCGAGCCGCGUUCUCGCAAACGCCUCAACAUCUGCGUUUCUCUAGCCAAAUAUGAGACGCAAAAGUCAGGUCUCGUACCCGAGGAGAUCAGCGCGAUGGGCAUGCCAUUCCUUCUGUCAACGCCUCCAGCGCGUAAGCUUCCUUUGGCAGCGUUGAUGUGGGCUUACGACGUCCUCAAGUACGACUUGCUUCAUGUGUUGCCGUCUGAUUACCUGGACAGUAUGGAACAGAUACCCUCAGUAAUCCAACUGGCCGAGUAUGCCGCCUCCAGACUACCUAAACGACAGGCGCGUCAUAGUGUCCUGGGCGCGUUCCCUCUGGCACUCUACAACGACCUGGAAACGGUCAAAGACUUCCGCGACCCAGCGCACCGCGCGAUCGCCAAGAUGUUGGAACGCGCAACAAAGUCUGAAACGGAGCGCCGUCAACUAUGUUUGCCAACCCUCGAUGAAAUCAACAAGGCAGAUGCAUGGGGGGGUCCCCUGCUACAGAUGUGCUGGGACAAGGCCAGCUCCACAGGGACGCCGGAGGGGUUGCUUUCGGAACCUGUUUUUCUUGCAAUGGUAUACGCGCACGUGUGCGAAGUUCUGCGAUCCUCCAACUUCUACAGCACACCAAAAACUGACAGAUGGCAGUAG